AUGAUGCCCAUUGAACAGCCCGAGGCAUCGACCCCUGCCACCACCUUCGGAGACCCACUUGCGAUUCUGGGCGCUGCCGAUACCGGCGACGCGCAUCGCCGCGAGGCGCUUGGAGAGUUGGGUGUCAACGAGCUGCCGGCGGGCUUCGUGCCGUGGUCUGUCGACCUCCUCAGGAGCGUGCCGGACGCUGUUGGAGUCGCUCUCACUGGCGAGACAGACCCUGCAGUCUACCUUGGCACCAAGGCCCCGAACGCCGGCGAGGCCGCCAAGAACGGUAACCGGCCCACCCAAACCUCCUCGAAUGUGUUGCGGACGCCGUCAGAGGCCAAAGAGGCUGACCUCACUGCAAUGACGCUCAUGCUGCGAAAUGCUGCCGUGAUCGAGCGCCUCGCUGACCUCGCGUCUGUUAGCCGCGUCAAUGCUCAGAUUGACCUGGCGCGUCUCAAGCUUGAGGCCGUUCGCGCAGGUCAGCCCGUGGAGAUUGCGAUUGACGGCAUUGACGUGGGGCUCAUCGAAACCCCCUACCAGCUCGGCCCCAGGGAGGCAAAGCUCGCCCAGGCGAAGAUCAGUGUCACCAAGGCGGCACCAACUGAGCCAAACCUGCUCAAACCUGGGCCGAAACGCGCCCCGAGGCGUAAGUCGCAGGUCGUGGAGGUCGAAGACAACAGCGAGGACGAGUUUAUCCCCUCCACUAAGACUCCCGCCAAGGGCGCCAAGGGCGCCAAGCGCGCUAGGGGGGUCUACGAGAAGGAGCCUCUUGCGCCCAAGAAGACUGUCAAGCGUACACAGAGCGACAACAACACGAACCCGAAGGGCGUCACUGAGCUUGAACGUGAUGAGCAUGAAGCCUGA
Molecule: messenger RNA, 852 nt
Organism: Cutaneotrichosporon cavernicola
Lineage: Eukaryota; Fungi; Basidiomycota; Tremellomycetes; Trichosporonales; Trichosporonaceae
Exons: 4
Coding region: 1-852 (283 amino acids)
Source: RefSeq, a predicted model, not a curated record